AUGAAGGUCUUCACAAACAAGGACACUUUCAACUACUCAUGGGAGGAGGUCUCGACGGCAAACUGGAGGAAAUACUGCCCGUGGAACGACAAGUCGACGCACGUCAUCGCCGUCGACACCAUCUCGCGGUCCGUCGACGCUAAGACUGGAAUCCUGCGCACCGAAAGGCUCAUCACCUGCCGUCAAAAUGCCCCCGACUGGGUGUGCAAGGUGCUUGGGGCCAGCAACGGCGAGUCGCUCAUGUACGAGGUGUCGUACGUUGAUGCGGCGCACAAAAAGGUCACCAUGGUCUCGCAGAACAUGACGUGGUCAAACCUCAUCAACGUCCAGGAGACGGUCGUCUAUAGCCCGCUCAACGACAAGCAAACCCAGUUUGUGCAGGAUGCCAAGAUCACCGCCUUGUGCGGCGGCUGGCAGAAGAUCAAGAACUCGAUCGAGGACGCCAUCGUCACUCGCUUCCGUGAGAACGCCGCCAAGGGACGUGAGGGCUUCGAGUCGGUCCUGGCCAUGAGCAGGCGCGUCUUUGCCGAGGAGAGGGCCCGUCAGGUUGUCAUGCCUCAAUGA
This is a messenger RNA of Pyricularia grisea, 564 nucleotides long. RefSeq lists its product as uncharacterized. The record is from RefSeq and is a predicted model, not a curated record. Gene Ontology annotation, biological process: phospholipid transport. Gene Ontology annotation, cellular component: mitochondrial intermembrane space. The transcript has a single exon. The coding region runs from base 1 to 564 and encodes 187 amino acids. NCBI's taxonomy places the organism in Eukaryota, Fungi, Ascomycota, Sordariomycetes, Magnaporthales, Pyriculariaceae. Gene Ontology annotation, molecular function: phosphatidic acid transfer activity.